Messenger RNA from Parnassius apollo (apollo), 1050 nucleotides. The record is from the annotation of a GenBank genome assembly. NCBI's taxonomy places the organism in Eukaryota, Metazoa, Arthropoda, Insecta, Lepidoptera, Papilionidae.
AUGAGUGCAUAUUUCGUAGAAUGCUUGUCGUCGGAUGUCCCUCUUGUAUUUGAUAUUUUAUUAGAAUGUAUUUUUAACAAUGAUUUCAAUCAUGCAGUCAUUGAAUCGGAAAAACAAGCGGUGUGUUCAGAAAUGUUUGAACAUGAAAGAAAUAUCCAAAAUACUUUGUUUGAUUAUUUGCACUUAUCUGCUUUUCAAGGAACACCCUUAGAACAGACAGUAAUGGGACCGAGUAACAAUAUUUCAAAAUUUAAUGAGAAAUUACUUAGUAAACUUAUAUAUGAAAGGUUCACACCCGAAAAAAUGGUCUUGACAGCGAUUGGCGGUGUCAAUCACCAUCAAAUACAAGACUUAGCAAACAAAUAUUUAAGCAAAUUGGAACAUGUAAAAAUUGAUGAACCAAAUAAAUUUCGAUACACUGGUUCGGAUAUUCGAUAUAGAGACGAUUCACAACCUAUGGCGCACGUUGCAAUAGCGUUUGAAGGACCAUCUUUCCGUGAUGACGAUUAUGCUAUAAUGGAAUUAGCUAGUGCAGUUGUCGGUGGUUGGGAUAAAUCACAACUAGGGGGACUAGGUCAUGGAACACGUGUUGCACGAGCGGCAUCUUAUGAAGGUCUAUGUGAUGCUUACAAGUCAUUCUACAUAUCUUAUAAGGACACCGGAUUAUGGGGUACAUAUUUUAUAGCUCCAAGGUUAAACCUAGAUGAUAUGGUAUCUGUAAUACAAGAAGAAUGGAUGAAACUGUGUACCAUGAUAACUGAUGAAGAAAUUGAGAGGGCCAAGAAUCUGUUAAAGACCAAUUUACUUACGAAAUCUGAAAGCGUUGUAAAAACUAGUCAUAAAAUAGGUCGGUCCAUUUUGUAUUGCGCUUGUAUUUCACCACUCCAUGAGACAAUUAUGGAUAUUGAUAAUAUUUCGUCUAAUGACGUAAAGGCUGUUUGCUACAAGUAUCUUUAUGAUAAAUGUCCAGUAGUUGCGGCUGUAGGACCCAUUGAAGCACUAACUGACUAUAAUAGAAUCAGAAGCAAUACAUAUUGGUUGAGAUUGUAA